UUUUUGCAGUUGGUAUCACUGAUUUGUAAUGGUUGAAAAUUAAAAUGGUUGAUCUUUGUAGGAGUUGAGUAGUGUUGAGUGUUGAAUGUGUAGAUAAACGUCGUUUGUUAUUGGGUGUUGGGGUUAUUUUAUGCCAAGGGAGAAUGGUUGUUGGCGACAUUGGCAGUGGCAAAGGCGGCGGAGGCGGGGUCGCCGAAGGGGGCGGGGGCGGAGCCAAGCGGGAGCCGCUGGUGUGCUACUGCGAGGGCCACUGCCCCAACCCGGAAGUGUACAACGGCACGUGUGAGGCGCGCGAAGGCUCGCAGUGCUUCAGUGCCGUAGAGGAGGUCUACAACUCGGACACCAGGACGUACGAGCCCGAACGCACCUAUGGAUGUUUGCCGCCUGACGAACAGGGUCUCAUGCAGUGCAAAGGCUACCUGCCACCGCACCAAGUGGGCAAGUCGAUAGAGUGCUGCAACUCGGGGAACCAGUGCAACAAGAGCCUGAAGCCAAUGUACCAUCCUCGCAGCACUGUACCUCCGCCUCCCUCCUUCAUCUUCAAGGAGGCCCUUCCCUUCGUGCUCCUCAUCUCUGUCACUCUACUCUUCUUCAUAGUCUUCCUCUUAAUCAUCUCUUUUUUCUACUUCAGGUUUAAGAAAAGAGAAGAAAAUCGACAAUCGUAUCUGAUGAAAGAUCAUAGUAAUGCCUAUUCUGUUAAACCCAACAAUCAUCUAACUGAUAGCAUAGAAGCAAGCUCAGGAUCUGGAUCAGGUCUACUACUUCUGGUGAAGCGCACAAUAGCCAAGCAGAUCCAGAUGGAGAGGCUGGUGGGUAAGGGGCGGUUCGGGGAGGUGUGGCUGGCCAAUUGGAAGGGGGGAGAUGUGGCCGUCAAGGUGUUUGUCACCACUGAGGAGGCCAGCUGGUUCCGCGAGACUGAAAUUUACAGAUCGGUGCUUAUGCGACACGAAAAUAUACUCGCGUUCAUAGCAGCCGACAUCAAGGGCACAGGCAUGUGGACACAGAUGCUGCUGAUCACUGAAUACCAUGAGUUGGGUUCGCUACACGACUACCUGAAGACGACGGUGGUGGACCCGUCGGCGCUGCUCAGCCUGGCCUUCUCGGCGGCCAGCGGCCUGUCGCAUCUGCACACCGAGAUAUUCGGCACGCAGGGCAAGCAGGCCAUCGCGCACCGCGACAUCAAGAGCAAGAACAUACUGGUCAAGCGCAACCGCGAGUGCGCAAUCGCCGACUUUGGCCUAGCCGUUAGAUAUAAGAGUGAGACGAAUGAGAUAGAUAUUGCAGCCAAUACACGAGUGGGAACGAGAAGGUACAUGGCUCCUGAAGUUCUCGAUGAAUCAAUUGACACAAAAAUGUUCGACGCGUUCAAAAGUGCAGACAUGUACUCUAUGGGUCUCGUGUUCUGGGAGAUGUGCAGACGGUGUGCGACAACAAGAGGCAGCGACAAGUGGAACAUGCAGGCAGAGGACUACGCGCUGCCCUAUCAUGACGUGGUCCCCAGUGACCCCUCCUUUGAAGACAUGUACGAAGUGGUGUGCGCCAGGAAGCUCAGGCCUGUCAUUCCACCCAGGUGGAAUGAGAAUGAGGUGCUAAGGACACUUUCGAAUUUAAUGCAGGAGUGCUGGCACCAGAAUCCAGCCGCUAGACUGACGUCACUUCGUGUGAAAAAGUCUCUUUGUAAAUUAAAAGGUGACACGGGCAUAAAAAUAAUUUAGUGAACCAACUUCGUACUUAUCCUAGUGUUUACUAUUUAACAAACAACUCGUGUGAACGUUCUAAUGAAUAAUAUCCUGUUGAAAUAGGAGAUGGUUUCGUGACUUGCAAAGUAUACUAAUUUUGACUGACAAUAAUUCUAAUCAAGAUUGAUUUUGAAAUAUUAUCGCAUCUUAAUUCAGUGCACAUUAUAUGUGUUUUAUUUAUUUAUACAAUAAUACAUUUUUUAUACUUAUAUGCACAUGCACCACAGGCUGAUAUCCAAAACUGUCCCUUUUUAAAUCGAUUUUGUUCAUUAAUCAACUUGUUUAUUGAUGAGUUACAGUACCUGUUCUAUUGACAAAAAGUAUGUUAAUUUUAUCAAAUUAUUACGCUUUUAUAAAUAUUUUCUAUAAAUACUCUCAGUUUUGAAUCAUCAUUACUAUGUUCUGAUAGUGAAUUUGUGAUUCUUUUCUGGCUCAAAAUUUUGCAGAAUUACUAAAAAAUUUCAAAUUUGUAGAGAUUUUAGUGGAAUAUUUUUGGUUUUAAUUAGUGUUUGAAGAUAAAAAUUUAAAAUUUGUAGUUUAGUCAUUAGUUUUGGAGUGGAAAUUGGACUUUUUGAAGUGAGAAGUGAGUCAUAACCUCAUUCUUUUUUGAAACUUUUAUUUGUAAAAAUUUGGGAGAAGACAGUUUUGGGCUAUGCCUGUUGUCUUCUCCCAAUCAUAUUAUAUUGUAAUCAUGAUUUGUGAAGAUCAAUUAAAUAAAUUAAAUUAAAUUCUAUCGUAGAGAAAGGGGUAAGGAUGAGAACUUGUGAUAUGUUACCUCCCAACUAAUCCGAACAAAGCUGCGAAGUCAAAUAAAAUAUAGUGUUCCAAAGAUUUACUCCAAAUUUCUCUGUCAACUGAUCUAUUGUUAUUUAACUAACGAUUUUACACUCAGCAUUAUAACUGACUCAACAAUCGUAGGGAGUUCCUUAACAAAUUGGAAUCAUACAUUAAAUUGAAGAGAAUUUAGUGCUCCAUGAGCUCAUAAUAUGCAUGGAUUUUUUCAGUCAAUCGUUAAAAAGUUAUAAGGCCAAAAAAACUGAGGCAAAAGCGGUUUUCUUUAAAAUAUUACACCUUCUAGAGCAUAUCUAGAAAACUGAAAGAUAUGGAUUAUCAAGUUACAGCUUGUUUAUUGAUGAGUAACAGUACCUGUUCUAUUGACAAAAAGUAUGUUAACUCAUUUGUAUGCAAAUUUUUAAGCUUUACGUAUUUGUCGAAAAGUCCGUAAGACUAAUUUUGUUCGAGAUAUAUGCGAAAAACCAAAAUAUUUGACAUUCAAACCACCCCUACCCCUUAGCUCAUGGUGUUCUAAUAUAUAUAAUUCAUAUAUGCAUGAAUAUGGCCCUAUAGCUCUCUCGUAAAACUUUGUUUUAAUUAACUCCAUUAAUUAAAUCAUUAAUCUGAUUUCAAAACAAAUUUAUGUUUGAAUUAUUCCACUGAGUGCUUUUCAGUCAUGAAACCAUCGUUGAAAAAUUAGAUAUAAAUUGUUUCGAAUAUCAAUAUUAGUUUUCAUUUCAUGGCGACGGUAUUGUUGUAAUUGAAUGAAAACAAAUAUUACACAUACAUAUGUUAUAUAUGUGUUCAAAAAAUAGAAAAUCAAUGUUGUAAAUAAUUGAAAGAGUUCUAUUUAGAUGCUAAGCUAAUUCUAUAAAUACUGUAAAUAUUGUGUAUAACAAGUAAACCAUGUAAGAUCGUCCAUGUAUCUAUAAUCUGUACAGUAAUUGUAAGAAUAGUGACCUUGAAUAUUAUGAAAAUUGACUUCCAGUAAACUUAAUAUUCUUAGAACCUUUUUUGGUUGAUUUUCAAAAAUGUAGUUGUACCUGGAUCUAGGUUUUAAUAUUCUAUUAGAUUGUAAUAAAAUUGAACGAAAAUCUUGAUUCAAUCAAACAAUGAACAUGAAAGUUGUUUUAAAAUGUAUUGAUUGCAAAUAAUGUUUCUGAAAAUAUUUUUCAUGAACAAUGUAUUUCGUUAUUUGAGUCGUUUUAUCAGUGUGUUUGUAACCUACAGCAUAAUUGUCUGUUCUUCUUUGUAUCCAGUAUUACAAUUAGUAUUAAUUUUCUAUUGGAACUCAUUAUUUUUAAAUUUUAUGUAAAUUUGAAAAGAUUACAUUUUUUCAGUGAAGUUGAGUAUUCAAAUUUUAAUAAAUUAUUAAUUAAACACUGUUAUCACUGAUUUAAAAUUGCCCCAUAAUGAAAUAAAAACACAAUUACCCGGUUGCACAAAUGUGGGUUAAAAUUUAACCGUGAUUUAUUUUACAAGAACCAAUCAGAGAAGCCGUCUCUGAUUAAAAAGACCUUCUCUGAUUGGUUCUCGUGAAAUGAAUCACAGUUAAAAUUUAACUGGCUUUUGUGCAACCGACAAUGUAUUGUCUUUUCUACUUGCAUAGUUUUAAUGAUGACGAUGCCUUGAACAUUGAAAUUUGAGUUUUGUGUCAAUAAAUCAUUUAAGC
Nilaparvata lugens (brown planthopper) is the source of this 4185-nucleotide messenger RNA. RefSeq names its product bone morphogenetic protein receptor type-1B (gene tkv). Lineage: Eukaryota; Metazoa; Arthropoda; Insecta; Hemiptera; Delphacidae. Gene Ontology annotation, biological process: protein phosphorylation; BMP signaling pathway; dorsal/ventral pattern formation. The record is from RefSeq and is a predicted model, not a curated record. Gene Ontology annotation, cellular component: plasma membrane; signaling receptor complex. Gene Ontology annotation, molecular function: transforming growth factor beta receptor activity, type I; ATP binding; SMAD binding.